Penicillium alfredii is the source of this 1230-nucleotide messenger RNA. Its product is annotated as agmatine deiminase family protein. Lineage: Eukaryota; Fungi; Ascomycota; Eurotiomycetes; Eurotiales; Aspergillaceae. The record is from RefSeq and is a predicted model, not a curated record. Gene Ontology annotation, biological process: putrescine biosynthetic process. Gene Ontology annotation, molecular function: agmatine deiminase activity; protein-arginine deiminase activity. The transcript has a single exon. Bases 1 to 1230 code for a protein of 409 amino acids.
AUGAAGAUGAAGUUUUUCAGCAAACUCCGCCAGGGUCUAUUGAAGCUCUUCUCGUCUACAUCGGCGAUACCCUCACACGCGCAGCCCACGGAUGACAACUCCAAUACCAUCCAGAAAGGACAAUUCCUGUUUCCUGCCGAGUGGGACCGUCAUACUGCCACUAUCCUGGGCUUCCCCUCACGCUGUUCCCUGCCUCCAGACCAAUAUGACGCCGUCUGUCGCGAGCUAGCCGGGCUCGCAGCGGCGAUUGCCGAGUUCGAGCCCGUUCGUCUGUACGUCCGGCCCGAGGACAAGAACCUUGCCGAGUCCUUGAUCCAAUCCAGCGUGGACGCGAAGCAUCUCUCCCAAGUCACCCUGAUCCCAUCGCCGGUCAACCACCCCUGGGUCCGCGAUACGGGCCCGGUCUACGUGCGCGAUACCACGGGAGCAUUCCCCAACCGCCGCUUUGCAGUCAACUUCCGCUUCAACGAAUGGGGCGGGAAGAAGCCCGAAGAUGACGGAGUCUGUUGGGGCCAACAGUGGCCCCUGAUGGAUGACAAGACGCUCGAAGAAAACACGGAUUGGGCGCGCUGGGUCAUUGAGAAUGAUCGCCUUCCUUCCCCCGUUACCCGGAUCGACGCCCCAAUCCGCGCCGAGGGUGGGGGGCUCGUGUCAGACGGCGACGGUACGCUGCUGAUUACUGAAAGCAGUAUUGUCUGCGACGUGCGCAACCCGGGCAUGUCGCGCGCGGAUAUCGAGGCAGAGCUGAAGCGGCUCCUCGGGAUCGAGAAAGUGAUCUGGUUCCCCGGCCGUCGCAACGUCGACAUCACCGACGUGCACAUGGAUGCCGAAGCCCGGUUCGUGCGGCCGGGAGUCAUUGUGUACUCGAAGCCCCAUGCCAUGGGGCCGGAGCUGUGGAGGGAACUCUCGGUGGAGAUCCGUGAGAUUCUAGGCCGCGAAACCGAUGCCAAGGGCCGGCCCCUGGAGAUCCAUACCAUUGAGGAACCCGAUCCUCGCGGGUUGGUCAAGUCGGCUGACGAUGAGUUGGCUGCCAGCUAUGUGAAUUUCUAUUUUGUCAACGGCGGCCUUGUUAUCCCCAAAUUCGGGGAUGACGAGAGAGACCAGAACGCCCUGCAGAUCUUGCAGGAUUUGCUUCCGGGGCGGACCAUUCGCCAGGUGUAUACCAAUUCCAUUCCCCUUACCGGUGGGGUGCUGCACUGUGUCACUCAGCAGGUUCCUGCCGUCGAGUGA